Mercenaria mercenaria is the source of this 5814-nucleotide messenger RNA. RefSeq lists its product as uncharacterized. The coding region runs from base 58 to 4251 and encodes 1397 amino acids. The record is from RefSeq and is a predicted model, not a curated record. Lineage: Eukaryota; Metazoa; Mollusca; Bivalvia; Venerida; Veneridae. The transcript has 2 exons.
AAAGAUAAUGAAAAGAUCAACUGUUUUGUAGCUGACACUAUACUAAAGUUUUCUGAGAUGGGGAACUCCGUAAAAGGCACAAGAGCAAUUGUGCAGAACGAAAGCGGCAAAAAUGCUCCUACUAAAGAAAAUGAACAAGCGAAUCUAGACCAUAACAGUAAAGAUAAAUCAGCGUCGACAGCAAAAGAAACUGAUGAUGUUGCAGAGGUUGCUGCUCAAAUUGAUGACCCUAACACAGAUAAUCUAAACAGUGCACAACAAGUGAAAGGAGGUGGAAUAAAUAUAAGCCAGGUAAUUCCAUCAGAUUCUGGAAAUGAUAGAAGAAACAGUACGGAGAUACCCGAUAGUUUCGAUACAAUAGAUUCAGACAAUCAUGACGUUUUCGACAAUCGAAAAAAACCUCAGAGCGCUUUGAAAAAUCAGACAAAACACUUGAAUGUGAGUAAAGCUAGUUUUCAAAAAAGCGCAGUAGUAAAAAGUAAUGCGAGAGUUAAUGUAACAAAAUCACCGGGACCGACUAAACCAAGACACACAGUAUCAAGUCGAAAUAUAUCAAGAAACCAACUGAAUGUUAAACCAAUAAAAAUGCAUUUAAACAAUCAUGAUAAGAAAACCGAUAGUCCGGUGACUGAAAAUGAAAUUGAAAUCAGCGAAAGUACCGUUGCAACUGUACUAGGGGAAGAGAAAAGCUCAAAGCAUCAUUAUAACAAAGUUAUUAGACAAGAGGAAAUACACAAAGUAGAAAUUAAAGCGUCGCCUCCAAAAUCAAACUUGAAGGAUAUUGGUAAAACUGAAAAAUCGUCACAGUCUUUAUCAAGUGUACGCUCUAUACUUAAUAUAAAUAAAAAGGGGAGUACUAAAUUAAUUAAAAGGCGCGCACUUUCAGAACCAGUUCAACUUAUAAAUACGAAUACAAAAGUUAAGGAAGAAUCAGCAUUAGACAUCCUCCACGAAGAACAGAUAGAUGACGAGGCGAAAACUAGAAAAGCCUCGUACUAUGAACAGUUGACUGACACAGAGUCAGCGGAAUACAUUAUUUAUGAGGGAGGGGAAGAAUACGAAAUAAGUUCAAGCUUAAGGUCCACAACCCUUGAUUCAAGAUUGUUUGACAGCGAAUCUAGUAUUGUUACACACACAAGUGUCGACUAUCAGAAGCCUGUGAGCAGAUAUAGCGAGAAUAAACAGAAGUUAAAGCAAGGCCUUCUAGACCUCUACAGAUCUUAUAGCUUUUAUACGCCUGGGUUUCCACUUCUGCCACUUUCCGCUGAAAAAUCUGAAGCGCCGCGGUAUUGGCCUCCAUGGAUGACAGUUAAACACCGUGUUGUGACCGAAGAUGAUAUAGAGCUAGCUGAAGAGCAAGAUUCUCUUGAAACAAUUGAUAUGAACAGUUAUGAAAUAGAAAAAAGUAUCAGCCAGUUUCACAAUUUGUUCCAUCAUGAAGAUCGGGAUAUUAAGAAUGUCUAUAUAGUUGGCGAAUCAGGGACGGGAAAAACUGCUUUUUGCCGCCACCUUAUUCAGCAGUGGUGCGUUCAGCAUCAACAAAAGACCGGGACUACUGAUUCCAAAGAACCCAUGUUUUCCGGUGUAGAACUUGAUACUGCUUCUUGUCAUCAUGGCACGCCCGCGAAACGGAUAAUACAGAGCGAAAGUCGAGAACCCAUAAAGGCAGAAACUACAAUACAUUCCAACCAGUCAGGAAACAUUCAGUACAAAACACAACAUUCAAAAACCAAUAUUAAUAGGAAGUUCAAUUCAAAUGACAUUUUCAGUGACUCAGAUGAAUUAGACAGAUACGAGUUUCUUUUUUAUAUUCCACUUUUCUUCGAAACAAAUCAUAAUCACAUUCAUGAUUUGAUUAAAACUCAGUUCAAAAGUAUAUUCCAUGGAAUGACACCCGGAGAAAAUGUUACUCAGACAAAGUCUGAUCCUAGGACAAAUUCAACAUUUCUUAACGAGUUGCUUGAUAAAGAGUCUGAGAAAUGCUUAAUUGUGUUGGAUGGUCUUGAUGCAUGGAGGCCAAACAAAAGACGAUACAAAGCUCACGUUAAAUCAAUUGGCUUACCUGACAAAGACCCGAGUAAAUCAUAUACAGUUAUAGUUACAUCGACAGUAGAAAGCCUGAGAGAGAUAGGAAUUAAAGCGACGGACUCUGAUUUAGAAGUCACUUUGAACGGAAUAGAAGAACAAAUUUCUCAGGAAUUGAUAAGUGACGCAGUAGAAAGAUUAAACACAUUCUAUAAAAAAAGAAAGAAGUCAGACGAUAUGAUAGCUGAAGUGAACUAUUGGAAAGGGACGAACUAUCAGAAAUUACCCUUAAUUCUGCAAUCACUUGUCUGUCUCUGGUAUCAUUCUGGUGCAAUCGGAAACACAUUCUGUGAUAUUUUUAGCAGAAUUCUUGAACUGCAGUUCAAAAGAUUUAAUGACGAUUUAACUGAUAAAGCAGGUAAAAUACGAAAGACCAAUGUUCAAACUUUAACAAUGAACUUGAAUGCGGCCGACAAAGAGGUACCAUUACCUAGAUACUAUAAAGAUCUCAGUAAUUGUCAAAAAAACAAAGAACUUAUUUCCGUUUUGAGCCAGCUUGCAUGGAACACAAGAAUCCAGUCAAUUAAAUCCUUUGAUUCCUCAAGUCUUGAAGUCCACGGUUUUUCACGAGAUGACGUAUCUAAGCUCAUAGAAGUGGGAGUUCUAACACAAAAUAAAGUACCAGGCUUUUCAAAAGAACUACAUGGCAAGACUGUGUUCUUCCCUGACGAAAGAAUACAAGACUUUUUAGCAACAACUUAUAUUGCGAUUCUGUGUCGGAACACAGCUUACGAGAACAUUGGUCAUAUCAAUCUGCAUACCGAAAAAAUAAGAUCAGUGGUAGAUGCACACCUCGAUAUCUUUAAUACCUUAGAAGAUAUAUUUCAGUUUUCAAAUCUCAUAGUAUUGUUAUGUGGGCUUUAUCCACCAAUAAUAGAACAAAUAACACAGAAAAUAAUUGACGUCGUUUCAGCAGACAAACGAGUUCUGGAAUUCAGAAAUAAUUUAGAGACUGAAUCGGAAGAAAAUGUCUGUGAAGAUAUCCAAGAACUGAUCUCCAGAUGCGCGCACGAAUCUUUAUCUGUUAACACAGAUAAUAUAUUGGUACAUAUUGGGGAUAUUUUCUACGGAAACAUUGACUCGAAUCAUUUAGCAUAUGUUAUGCCAACAGAGGUUAAAUCUGUAUUGAUAAAUGUUGACGACACGUCUGUGAAUUCUUCACAUGCGUCUAAAUUUAUUCAUCAAACAAGAAUAUUUGAUCAGCUUCAGAAAUUGCUUGUGAAAGAUGAAACUUCGCGGCUCUCUUUGCAAGACAUAGACUCCAUACAUAUUCUAAGUGAACGCUGUGCUCCGACAUUGAAUGUUGUCUCGUAUAUCUUUAACAAUACGAGUAGAAUAACAUAUUUACAAGUCACUCAAGAUCUAGACAGGCUUUUACCAAAAAUGUCAAAUCUGUUAGAAUUAGAAUUAAAAGGCAUGAAGCUUAGCCACAUUAAGUUUUGUUCGCUCGCAUGGGUUCUGCCAGAGUUGAACUACUUGAAACGGCUUCAACUAAGUGACAUUACUUGUGAGAUGGACCGAUGUGACGGAGAAGGACAUAAGAUGGAUUUUUCCCAGUUUGAGAAGCUCGAGUAUAUUGAUAUCGGUGGAAGGGAAUUAUCUGUUGUCGGGGUAAACAAAGGUAAACUUCACACGUGUAUUUUGGGGAAUUUACCACAGGGUCCCGAGAUUCAAACAUUUUAUUCACUCCGAAAAGCGAAAUGUCUGAAACAUUUCACGCAGAAAGUCAGACUGAGGCCUCCUUUUAUAUCACAAACAUUGAUUCAGACUUUAAACACAUGGCACAGACUUGAAACUCUUAACUUACACGGGAUAAACUUUGGCGAAAAUGAGCUGAUACUGAACAAGGAAAUGAAAUGUCUGGCACACUUAAGACUAGUUAAAACACGAAUGAGUAGGAUAGCAUGGCAUACCUUCGUUGAUUGCCUUCCAUGUUUGGAUCAGGCAAUUGUGGUGGUUACACGUGACGUACAUGUAACGCCAAUAGAAGAGGAUGUAACACGCGAUUCCAUGAGGCGACCUAUUGAUGCAGAGACAAGGGCAUUAAUGCUGGCACGGGAAACAGAGAGAGAAAUAGCGUUUGAUUACGUGAGGGGAAAAUUGUAUGUCUUCAAUGUAUUAUUCGACAUGAGAAGUAUGUUUGACUUCGAGAAAAAGCCAAAAUAAAAUGACAUCAGUCAGGUGUAUGUUGAUGAAAGUUGAACAGGAAUUUGUCCGUCCUGAGAACAUCAGAUCAUCAUCAUUUUUGUUUGCUUUUAUUAUUGAUAAAUUUUUGUUUAUGAAUAAGUUCAUGCACUUUUCCUGUCAUCUUAAACAUACCUACAGUGCAAUUUACAGCUCCAUUUUAGAACCUGUACGUUUAUUGCUUCUUAAGUUACACAUAUUAUAUCUAAAAGCCAGAAUAAUUCCAAAGCCAUUAAUGUGUUAUUUAAUAAAACUACCAUGUGCAUUACUGUAAUGGUCCGACAGCCAAUAAAUAAGUUUAGUUUUUGACAUGAACCGUUAUUCGGCAAACGUUUUAAUCGGUGCGAAAGAAUAUUAGCUUUAUUCCACAAGAUAUAGUGAAGUUUGGUCAUCGCUUAUAUUUUAUUGCAUUUCAGUCAUAUUUUCAAAUACAUUGAUAAUACAUUAUAGUUGGUCUAAGUAAGAUAAAUUUAUUUUGAAGUUGCAGUAAGUUAAAACAUAUUUAUUUCGAAGACUACAUUGCACUUAAUCUGGUAAUCAUUGAAAAAUCAAGUACACUAAUUGUAAAAACACUAACACGUGUACUCUCGUAGAGGUAUAAAACUACUAAAUAGCAGGUAAUCAAGCAGCACUUCCGGGCUAGUCAGAUAAUGGCGCAAAGAAAAAGUUCUCUUUUUUUCAAGAUAAAGUUGUAUUUUCAUGUUUUAUGUAUAUAUUUCAUUGUGAACUUUACAUUUUGGAAGCAUUUCCAACAAGAUAUUUUGCAUUUAUGAAUAUGUAAACAUACCUAAUUUCAUUUGUGAUCAUACCCAUAUUUUAGCUUUGACUUACAAACAAUCACCAUAUCUUGGAGAUUGUUUGUAAGACAUUUAUGAAAGUAAGGUUAGUGAUUAUUUUUAAUGGGUCUGAAUAUGUGUGCCUGCUCUCAAAAGAUUGUUAAUUCUAUAGAGAACAUACGGCAACUUUAUAUACCGCUGUCCUAAGAUUUGUGUUUUACAGACAGCCAGCACUUCAGACAAUUGAAAGUUAUUACAUUAAAACUUUAUUUUGUAUUUAAAACCAAAUCACGAGAUACCAUAAGAAGUAAACCGUACGAUCAGCGAAGCCCGGUUUCUAGUUAUUUCAGAACCUUAGGGUAAAUUUGUCAUUAAAGAUAUCAUAUGUCCAUCUUUCAUUUGAAUAUUUCAUCUCUUGAUAUUUACUUCAUAUGUUGAAAAUCAUGAUUUAAUUUAUUUAAUUAACUUUAAUAAAUGUAUAAAUUAAUUGCAUAUGUAGAGUUUUAUUCAUAAUAAAAGGUCAUACAGUAACAGUUUUUUGCUAAAAAUUUUUUCAAGUAUUUUAGUGGUAGUACCUUCGAAUAACCUCAAAUCGUGAUACCCUCAAUUUCGUGAUACCGGAAAUGUUUACAUGUAGCUCGCGCUUUGUUUUGUUUUCUGACGUCAUAGCCCGGAAGCCCACUUGCGAAACGUCAAGUCAUCUUUUGCACACAAAAAUGCUCCGUGUAGCACUUGGAGGCGUAAGAAAUCCGUUUUAUUUCCCAUAUUU